This is a messenger RNA of Prunus mume (Japanese apricot), 1104 nucleotides long. Lineage: Eukaryota; Viridiplantae; Streptophyta; Magnoliopsida; Rosales; Rosaceae. The record is from RefSeq and is a predicted model, not a curated record.
CCCAAGUCGCUCUGGUCAGACCCGAAGCCGCUCCGUUCCGAACCCAGACCCCUCCGGUCCGACCCGGAGGUUAUCAACUCAUGGGAGCUCAUGGCCGGCCUCGGCGCCGAUAGCUUCCGAUUCUCGCCGCUCCCGCCGCCCAAACCCUUCAACUUUAGAGACCCAAAAACUGCCGGUAAGGAAAACUCCAACCCCAAUCGCGGAAUUUUCAAGUCUCCGAACAACGGCGUUUUCGGCGUGAAGAACGAGGGCCCACUUGACCGGUUCGAGAAGAUAUGCCCUCCGGGCGGAGAAAACAAGGUGGUGGUCUAUACGACGACGUUGCGAGGUGUUCGGAGGACUUUCGAGGCGUGCAACGCCGUUAGAGCGGCGAUAGAAGGACUCGGGGUGAUGAUUGUCGAGCGCGACGUGUCGAUGGAUCGUGGGUUCAGAGAAGAGCUGAGGGAUUUGAUGGACGGGAAAGAGGAGGCAGGGGUGCCUCCAAGGGUGUUUGUGAAGGGGAGAUAUGUGGGUGGGGCUGAGGAGGUGUUGAAGAUUUUGGAGGAGGGUUUGUUGGGUGAGAUUCUUGAUGGGUGUCCAAAGAAAAAAGCUGGGUCUGUUUGUGAGGGGUGUGGGGAGGCCAAGUUCUUGCCCUGUUUUCAGUGCAAUGGGAGUUCAAAGAUGGUGUUGGUGGUCAAGGAAGAAUUGGGUCAGAGGCAGGGGAGCACUGUGGUGGUCAGGUGCCCUGAGUGUAAUGAGAAUGGGUUGGUGCUUUGCCCAAUUUGUAGCUGAACGGUUGACAGAGAUGAGAGAUCUGUUUCAUAUCAGAUUGGGUUUUGUAAACACUUUCUGUCUACCAUAGUAAUUUCUUGUGUUUCUGAUGGAAACCAAAGCUUCUGUGUCUCUUGUUUUCUCUCUGUUUAUAAUUAUGUGUAUGCAUGUUUUGAUAUGUGAAGGUCUUUUAUUCGCUUGAAGCCUUGAACAAUGCAAAGUUUAAAAGACAAACAAUUAGAGAGAUUAGGGACCAGGCUUGUUCAUUUUAGAAAUGUUGAGUUCCAUUAUCUCAAUUGUGCAUUGCUGGUGCAGUGAAAUUGGACAUUGAUGGAGUUCAAAUUACAGGUCAAA